Messenger RNA from Salvia miltiorrhiza (redroot sage), 510 nucleotides. RefSeq lists its product as uncharacterized. NCBI's taxonomy places the organism in Eukaryota, Viridiplantae, Streptophyta, Magnoliopsida, Lamiales, Lamiaceae. The coding region runs from base 1 to 510 and encodes 169 amino acids. The record is from RefSeq and is a predicted model, not a curated record. The transcript is spliced from 2 exons.
AUGACAGAAUGGUUCGAUGAUACCUCGUCGUCUUCGUCCGACGGGGUAGCGCAGAGGAAGUUGUUCUUGAGCAUCGUCGAUGCUGUGCAAGGUGAAGAUACUUACUUCCAGAUGAGCCAUGAUGCACGAGGUCGGGACUCUCUCACGCCUUUGCAAAAAUGCACGGUGGCUAUCCACCAAUUAGUCAUCGGCGUCAGUGCGGAUACUUUCGACGAGUAUCUCAAGGUCGCCGACACGACGGAGCGUCUAUGCCUCAAGAGAUUCUGCAAGGCUGUCAUUCGGGCUUACGGAGCCGAGUAUCUUCGACGUCCUACGGCGGCGGACAUCCAACGCCUUCUUCAGAUGCACGAGGAGCAACACAGAUUUUCCAGGAUGCUUGGGAGACUUGAUUAUAUGCAUUGGGUGUGGAAGAAUUUUCCAAAGGCGUGGCACGGCGCAUAUACACGUUGUGAUCAAGGGGAGCCCACCUUGAUCUUGGUUGGUACGACGAGCAUCUCAAGGACAUCAUGA